Messenger RNA from Toxoplasma gondii ME49, 1653 nucleotides. RefSeq lists its product as hypothetical. The record is from RefSeq and is a predicted model, not a curated record. The transcript has a single exon. NCBI's taxonomy places the organism in Eukaryota, Apicomplexa, Conoidasida, Eucoccidiorida, Sarcocystidae. The coding region runs from base 1 to 1653 and encodes 550 amino acids.
AUGUCGGACUCUUUCUGUGGCGCGUCACUCAAAAAUGGAAGGGAGGAGAGGCCAGCUUGCUUCAGUGAAAGAUGUGGAAGUUUGCUCACACCACCAGCCGGCCGACAGUCUGCACUCCGGAGCGGUCACACCACUGACCCCCUAGAGUUGGAGGAACGGUAUGGCAGUAGUAAGGAGCUGCUACGAGGAUGUCGAAUCGUACCUCCUCACUUGAAUGAAGGUCACUCUUCAAACAUGAUGGCGAAGGUACGGGAAAUGCGGAGACCUGCGCGGCCGUUUCAUCCUCCAUCACCGCCGGUAGCGAAGAGUCUCGGCGGCAAGAUGAAGUCUCAAUACGACAAAUUUUAUACCACAUUGGGAAAUUCUGUGCCAUGUACGACCGUCUGUGCCAUUCAUAGAGAAAAAAAACGAGACGAGUAUACCGCCCCAUGGGGGUCAUACUCAUCUCAAGAAAACGAUACUGCAGAUGAGGCACUCACGCCUCGAGCACUUCCUUUGGGAGAUGCCCAACCGCAGCUGUCUCACGGCAGAAUGAGAAACGGCGUGUUAGGCAGAAGUAGUUUAUCUACCUUCCCAAGGAAGCAGGAAAGAGUCAUACGGAUAGAAGAGAACAACCUCACUAAGAGAGGGGGACUUCUCUGUCAUAGCAACGGUACUCCGCUGCCUCCACCCGUUAGCGUGGAAAUAACAGAACGGUUGACGUCAAGCAACCAAAGCUCGUGCGUUGCGGUCGUAACCUCGUCUUCACCAUCUCGGAGGUACGCUCGUAGUCCACCCCCUUCAGAUUCGACAAAAACCCGUUCCGUGAUUCAAAAUAGUGACGAUAUCAGGGUGUUGAAGCCGGGAAUCAACAAAGCAACCACGCUGAGCAUAGACACUUGGCUCGAGCCGUUUCGCAAACGUAUCAAUAUCCUUAGUGACCUUUGCAAAGACAUGGUGCACCAUGUCGAGGUCAUGAUAUCCCGUCACCGUCUCGUCCGAGGGUCUGUCCAUAACACCAUAGAAGAAGGAAAGCAGCCUGCCUCCAUAAAUCGUCCUACUUGUAAAACGAUUUCUUUUGAAGACUCCUCCUACUCGACCCAACCACGGAUGCAAGGACUCGAGAUUUGCCGAAAAGGCUCCUCCCCAAAGACAACAGUGGCAGAGGGGGGCAGUACACAAUUUUCUGGUUUCGACCUCAGUAAAUGGCGUCCAGCAGUUUCACCGUCGAAGGGUGGGGAAAGAAAUAAUGGUGCUGGGGAAGGCUGUGGAGCCACAGGAGAAGCGAGCUCAGGUCUUUCUCAGCCCACAUCAUUCGGAGCUGCCAGUUCCGAGACUGUUGUCACAUUGACCUCCAGAAAUCCGGCCACUUACCCUCGCGGCAGCUCGUCCACUCCGGGGCCCGGCUGGGGAGGGGAUGAGGAGCAUGUAAGAGUAGCUGUCUUCACAAAGCAGCUUGCUGAAUUAGCCGUCAUUCUUCGAAUUACCAAUCCCGAUGCCGUAAAGCGUAAGCUCUUUGUCGCAGAAAACUGCCCCCUUCUGAUUCCUCCCAACGAGGCGGACGACUUCUUUGCUUUUUCAAUCAUCCUCUACAGUCUGACGCUUCCUCAGAGCUACAGGUGGAACCAAGGAGUCUAUAGACUUUCACCGACUGUGAGCUCCAGUAAAGCGUAA